Messenger RNA from Episyrphus balteatus (marmalade hoverfly), 1164 nucleotides. RefSeq lists its product as uncharacterized. NCBI's taxonomy places the organism in Eukaryota, Metazoa, Arthropoda, Insecta, Diptera, Syrphidae. The transcript has 5 exons. Gene Ontology annotation, biological process: spermatogenesis. The coding region runs from base 233 to 1123 and encodes 296 amino acids. Gene Ontology annotation, molecular function: myosin light chain binding. The record is from RefSeq and is a predicted model, not a curated record.
AAUCAAGUUAACUAUGUCGCAACGAAAUCAAUAUAUUGAAUAGUGUUGACCAGGCCAGCAGGAAGUUGAAUAUCUUCUUUUACUUCUUUUUUGUACACAUGACAAUAGUGUAUAAGAAAAGUAAAGGAAUUUUCUUUUAGUUACGAAAAGGUCUUCGCCGGGUUAUAUUCUUUUGGAUUACUUGUGUGUAAAACGAUUGUUUAAUUUUCGUUUCAUUUGAAUUAACAGAAAAAUGUGCGGAACCUAUUCGAUAACAUGUCCUGGAGUUUGGCUUUGUACAAAUGGCUAUAUGGAAGCAACAAUAAAAACUUUAGGAUACUUUUUUAAAACCGGUGCUAUGGAACCUAAAUUUCCAGCUUUGUGUCAUGACCAAUUUUUAAUGGAAGGUUAUUUUAAAUCUAUUAAAUGUAUAUCAGAAUUGGAACAAGUUUUAGCAGCUGAAAGUAUAGAAAUAACUUUGUGGCAGAAUGGACGUAGAUUGGCAUAUUAUAUUGGUCAGUUGGCUGAUGUAAUGCAUCCACCAAUGCCAAAAAUAUCAUGCUUCCAUAAUGUUAAUGUUCAAAUACUCAUGAAUACGUCACAAGCAUUUCCGGGAAUUAUUGCUCCGAAAUUGGAAAUCUCAGCUAGAGCUGUGAUUCAAGAUAGAAAAUGUUCGAAAGAUACAUGUAGUAUGACAGGCAGCUCGAGUCAUUCAGUUUUGAUACCGAAUUUACAAAAAUCUUCAGCGGGAAAAGAUACACCACAUUGCAAUGAUGAAAUUUCAAAAAACCUUGACCAUCGAAGACAACAACCAGUUUGUCAUUCAAAAGUUUAUGGAUCACAAGUAGGAAAACCAACUUCAGGGAACACACUUUUAGCUGCAAGUAUUGGUCAAACAAAUGAUCGUUGUUUAUCGAGUAAAGAUUCAAUAUUUUCUCGGAAUGAAUCAAGGCUACAAUCGAGAAGAAUAUCAUCGUGUUCGAGCUCCAACACAACCAAUUCAUAUGGAAUAUCAUCCGAAUCUAGUUUAAGCAAAUGUUCACAUUCCUUCAGCAAUCCAUUGGACACCGAAGAACAUCAAAGACAUUGCAACAUCUGUCUAUCAUACAAAAAAGCCUUUGAUCCUUUAGCAACAACCUUCUAACUUUCUUUCUAAUAUAUAAAUAAUUAAAAAAACCCAUACAA